GUGGCAGCGCCGGCCGCGACCGCGCCAAGCAGCGCCAAGCAGGCAGGAUGGACCAAAAUGGCGACGCCCUGCCGACGCUGCUGCCGGGCGACAUCUUGCUGGGCACGACGCGCUUCACCGAGUCGCGAGUCUUCAGCUGGCUGGACUACACCGUGUUCGGCGCCAUGCUUCUCGCCUCCUCCGUCAUCGGCGUCUACUUCGCCUUCUUCUCGAGCCGCAAGCAGGACACCACGUCCGAGUACCUGAUGGGCGGCAAGACGAUGGGCGUGCUGCCCGUGUCCAUGUCCCUCAUCGCCAGCUACAUCUCGGGCAUCUCGCUGCUGGGCCUGCCCGCCGAGAUGUACACCUACGGCACGCAGUACUACAUCAUCGUGCUGGCUGAGGCGCUGGUCAGCUUCACCAUGGCCACCGUCUACCUGCCCGUCUUCUUCAAGCUGCAGAUCACGUCGUCCUACGAGUAUCUGAACCUGCGCUUCAACAAGACGGUGCAGCUGCUGGGGUCGUGCCUCUUCCUCGUUAAAAUGAUGCUGUACAUGCCCAUCGUGAUCUACGUGCCGGCGCUCGCGUUCAGUCAAGUGACAGGAAUCGAUCUGCAUGUCAUCACCCCGAUCGUGUGCCUCGUCUGCAUUUUUUACACGACGCUGGGAGGCCUCCGCGCAGUGGUGUGGACGGACACGCUGCAGACGGCACUCAUGGUGCUCGGCGUGCUGGCCGUGCUCAUCCUGGGCACGGUGAGCGUCGGCGGCGUGGGGGUCGUGUUCAGGAGGGCGGCCGCCACCGACCGCCUCGAGCUCUUCAACAUGGACCCGGACCCCACGGCGCGGCACACGUUCUGGACCGUGGUGAUCGGCAACUACUUCAACUGGCUGGCGUCCUGCGCCGUGAACCAGGCCAUGGUGCAGCGCUGCCUCGCCAUGCCCACGCUCAGGCGUGCCAACCUGACGGUGGUCAUCAUGGUGGUGGGCACCUCCCUGCUGGUGUCCAUGUGCUGCUACACGGGCCUGCUCAUCUACGCGACGUUCCACGACUGCGACCCGGUCUCGGCGCGCGUCAUCAACAAGUCCGACCAGCUGCUGCCCUUCUACGUCAUGGAGCUGGCCGGCAAGGUGCCGGGGCUGCCCGGCGUCUUCAUGUCGGGGGUCUUCAGCGCCGCGCUCAGCACCAUGUCCACCUCGCUCAACUCCAUGACGGGCGUCAUCUGGGAGGACCUGGUGCGCCCCCACCUGAAGAAACCCGUGUCGGAGCAGCGCGCCUCGCAGAUCCUCAAGCUGCUGGUGGUGCUGAUCGGCGGCGUGUGCGUGGGCCUCGUGUUCCUGGUGGAGCGCAUGGGCGUCACCCUCGUGCAGGGGAGCAAGAUGCUGUCCGGCAUCACCGCGGGGACGCUGCUGGGUGUGUUCUCGCUGGGGAUGUUCUUCCCCUGGGCCACCCCCAAGGGCGCGCUGGCGGGCGGGCUGGCCAGCUUCGCGCUGGUGGCCUGGAUCUCCGCGGGCACGCAGACCGCCAUGGCGCGCGGCGACCUGCGCUUCCCCGGCAAGCCCGUGUCACUGCAGGGCUGCUCCGCGGGGGUCUUCUCCGUCAACAAGACGAACCUGCUGCCGCCCGGGCCGCCGACUCACGCGGUGUUCCCGCUGUUCCGACUGUCGUACCUGUGGUACACUGCGCUGGGCGCCAUCACCGUCAUGGCCGUGGGCAUGCUGGUGUCCUACCUGACGGGCUUCAACGACCCGCGGAAGAUGGACCGCGACCUCCUGGCGCCCGUCAUCUGGCGCCUGCUGCCGCAGCAGGACAAGCAGGACCAGCAGGACGUCCAGGACAAGAAGGACGCCAAGGACAAACAGGACCAGCAGGACGUCCAGGACAAGAAGGAUCCCCAGGACAAGAAGGAUGUUCAGGACAAGCAGGACGUCGACGUCGUGGAGGACGACGUGAAGAAGUCGCGGAACGGCGCGGGCGCCACCAAGGAGACGCACUUCUAGUCCGGCGCCUUCUCGCCUGGCGGGCAGGCAACCCAUCUGGCGGCGCGGGGCGCGGGGCCGCCAAGAGAAUCUCUAGUCAAGGCCCAGGGGGCGAAGGCGAAGGCGAAGCAGACGAAGCGGCGAGCUAUCUCCCUCCCAUCUGUGCGGCGCGCGCGCUUCCGAAAAGCCACGGUCAACUUUGCAGUAAAACAACAAAAGCAGCGAGGAUGGCGGUGGAUGUAGAGCGCGACACGGACAAUAAAUCGAGUCGCACUCA
Molecule: messenger RNA, 2232 nt
Organism: Thrips palmi
Lineage: Eukaryota; Metazoa; Arthropoda; Insecta; Thysanoptera; Thripidae
Product: sodium-coupled monocarboxylate transporter 1-like
Exons: 14
Coding region: 48-1976 (642 amino acids)
Biological process (GO): transmembrane transport; sodium ion transport
Cellular component (GO): membrane
Molecular function (GO): symporter activity
Source: RefSeq, a predicted model, not a curated record